Messenger RNA from Aspergillus terreus NIH2624, 207 nucleotides. Its product is annotated as 40S ribosomal protein eS28. Gene Ontology annotation, molecular function: structural constituent of ribosome. NCBI's taxonomy places the organism in Eukaryota, Fungi, Ascomycota, Eurotiomycetes, Eurotiales, Aspergillaceae. The record is from RefSeq and is a predicted model, not a curated record. The transcript is spliced from 3 exons. Gene Ontology annotation, biological process: translation; ribosomal small subunit assembly; maturation of SSU-rRNA. The coding region runs from base 1 to 207 and encodes 68 amino acids. Gene Ontology annotation, cellular component: cytosolic small ribosomal subunit; ribosome.
AUGGAUGCCAGCAAGCAGCCCGCUAAGCUCGUCAAGGUCACCCGUGUCCUCGGCCGUACCGGCUCCCGUGGUGGUGUCACCCAGGUCCGCGUCGAGUUCAUGGACGAUACCUCCCGCAGCAUCAUCCGUAACGUCAAGGGCCCUGUCAAGGUCGAUGACAUCCUCUGCCUGCUCGAAUCCGAACGCGAGGCCCGCCGUCUCCGAUAA